This is a messenger RNA of Tinamus guttatus (white-throated tinamou), 2876 nucleotides long. It is a transcript of the gene DPP8, whose product is annotated as dipeptidyl peptidase 8. The record is from RefSeq and is a predicted model, not a curated record. Gene Ontology annotation, molecular function: dipeptidyl-peptidase activity; serine-type peptidase activity. Gene Ontology annotation, biological process: proteolysis. Lineage: Eukaryota; Metazoa; Chordata; Aves; Tinamiformes; Tinamidae.
GCAACAUGGCAGCAGCCAUGGAAACUGAACAGCCGGGCCUUGAAAUCUUCGAAACUGCAGGUUGUGAGGAGCAGGUGCAGAGAGAGGAGCAGCCCAAACUGGAACCUUUCUAUGUGGAGAGGCACUCAUGGAGCCAGCUUCGGAAACUGCUCACCGACACGCGCAAGUACCAUGGCUACAUGAUGGCAAAAGCUCCUCAUGACUUCACGUUCGUGAAGAAAAAUGACCCUGAUGGACCUCAUUCGGAUAGAAUCUACUAUCUGGCAAUGUCUGGGGAGAACAGGGAGAACACGCUCUUCUACUCUGAAAUUCCCAAAACCAUAAACAAAGCUGCCAUCCUGCUGCUUUCCUGGAAACCUCUUUUGGAUCUUUUUCCGGCCGUCCUGGACUAUGGGAUGUACUCCCGAGAGGAGGAAUUGCUGCGGGAGCGGAAGCGGAUCGGCACCGUCGGGAUUGCCUCUUAUGAUUACCACCGAGAAAGCGGGACCUUUCUCUUCCAGGCUGGGAGUGGAAUUUAUCAUGUAAAAGAUGGAGGCCCUCAUGGAUUUACUCAACAGCCCUUAAGACCCAUUCUGGUGGAGACCAGUUGUCCAAACAUCCGGAUGGAUCCCAAGCUCUGUCCAGCUGAUCCAAAUUGGGUUGCGUUUAUCCAUAGUAAUGACAUCUGGGUAUCUAAUAUAGAAACUAGAGAAGAAAGGAGGCUAACGUUUGUGCAUAAUGAAUUGGCCAAUGUGGAGGAGGACCCCAAAUCUGCUGGUGUGGCUACUUUUGUGCUGCAGGAGGAGUUUGACAGAUACACUGGCUACUGGUGGAGCCCGAAGGCACAGCCAGCACUGAAUGGGGGCAAAGUUCUUCAAAUUCUAUAUGAAGAAAAUGAUGAGUCAGAGGUGGAAAUUAUUCAUGUCACAUCGCCCAUGUUGGAAACAAGAAGAACAGAUUCCUUUCGGUACCCCAAAACUGGUACAGCAAAUCCAAAGGUCACUUUCAAGAUAUCCGAAGUGACAAUCAACGCAGAGGGAAGAAUUGCAGGUGUUGUGGACAAAGAGCUAGUUCAGCCCUUCGAGAUCCUCUUUGAAGGAGUAGAGUACAUUGCUAGAGCUGGGUGGACGCCAGAAGGAAAAUACAUCUGGUCCAUCCUACUGGAUCGCUCCCAAACACGACUUCAGAUAGUCUUGAUCCCUCCUGCAUUAUUCAUCCCUAUAGAAGAUGAUGCAAUGGAAAGACAGAAACUUAUCGAUGCUGUACCAGAUUCUGUUACACCUUUCAUUAUUUAUGAAGAAACAACAGACAUCUGGAUAAAUAUCCAUGAUAUAUUCCAUGUUUUCCCUCAAGCCCGUGAAGAUGAGAUAGAGUUCAUUUUUGCCUCGGAGUGCAAGACGGGAUUCCGGCACCUCUACAAAAUCACCUCAGUUUUGAAGGAGAGCAAGUAUAAACGGUCAUGUGGAGGCCUCCCUGCUCCAAGUGACUUCAAAUGCCCCAUCAAAGAGGAGGUGGCGCUUACCAGUGGGGAAUGGGAAGUGCUUGGCAGACAUGGGUCCAACAUCUAUGUAGAUGAAGCCAAAAAACUGGUAUAUUUUCAAGGCACAAAGGACUCACCGUUAGAGCAUCACUUGUACGUCGUUAGCUACGAGCACCCCGGGGAAGCAAAGCGGCUGACGGAACGUGGCUACUCUCAUGCCUGCUGUGUCAGCCAGGACUGUGACAUGUUCAUCAGCAAGUACAGCAAUCAGAAGAAUCCGCACUGUGUGUCGCUCUACCGGCUGACAGGGCCUGAGGAUGAUGCAGCUCACAGAACAAAGGAAUUUUGGGCAACCAUUUUAGAUUCAGCAGGGCCCCUUCCUGAUUACAUCCCCCCAGAGGUGUUCUCCUUCAAGAGCUCCUCGGGGUUCACGCUCUAUGGGAUGAUGUACAAGCCUCACAAUCUGCAGCCCAGAAAGAAGUACCCCACUGUGCUCUUCAUCUACGGAGGGCCCCAGGUACAGCUGGUGAACAAUCGGUUCAAAGGAAUCAAAUAUUUCCGUCUGAACACCCUGGCCUCUUUGGGCUACGUUGUUGUUGUCAUUGACAACCGGGGGUCCUGCCACCGAGGACUUAAGUUUGAAGGAGCCUUUAAAUACAAAAUGGGGCAAAUAGAAAUUGAUGACCAAGUGGAAGGACUGCAGUAUUUAGCAUCCCAAUAUGACUUCAUUGAUUUGGACCGAGUUGGCAUUCAUGGCUGGUCCUAUGGAGGCUACCUCUCUCUUAUGGCUUUAAUGCAGAGGUCAGAUAUCUUCAGGGUUGCCAUUGCUGGAGCACCAGUCACACUGUGGAUUUUCUAUGACACUGGCUACACCGAGCGCUACAUGGGCCACCCGGAUCACAACGAGCAGGGCUAUUACCUAGGAUCCGUGGCCAUGCAAGCCGAGAAGUUUCCUUCCGAACCGAACCGUUUGCUGCUGCUGCAUGGAUUCUUGGAUGAGAAUGUUCACUUUGCACACACUAGUAUUUUGCUCAGCUUUUUAGUGAGAGCUGGGAAACCAUACGACUUACAGAUCUACCCUCAGGAGAGACACAGUAUAAGGGUACCCGAGUCGGGAGAGCACUACGAACUCCAUCUGCUGUAUUACCUGCAAGAGAAUCUGGGCUCUCACAUUGCUGCCCUGAAGGCAAUGUAACCGACCUCUGCGGACUCUUAACCGAGCCGGGGAAAUAGAAAACUAGAGAAAAUAGGAUGGGACGUUGCAUUUUGGUGCCUGCCACAUGUACACACAUGUACACAUACACACGCACGGAAACACUUCUUUUUUAAAGGAAAUUUGGUGCCAUACAGGAAAUUAAAGUACAGUAACCUAAUAACUUUAAAACUUAAAGUGUAAAUAAAAUCAAAUGUCUGUGGU